GGAAAGUUCCGAUUUGUCGAUCGACUUCGAUCAUUUCGAUGUUAGAAUUUCACGUUUCCGUGCAAAUAUUAUAUUUUGUAAUAUAUGCAAAACUAUUAUUGUUAUAACAAGCCGUUUGAGGAUUAAAAAUAAUAACAAGUCAAGUAAAACCUCGAAAACCUUACAAACCUUUGGAGUGAGAUUUAACAGAGUAUAAAAAAUCCUUGGAUUUGCAGCGGCGUUUUUUUCCGAAACUAUGCCUAAAAACGGUGUAAGAAUUAGGAACUUUAGAAAUAAUGAGCACUUUGAACAUGAUGACCGUUCACACAACAACACGCGUCGUGUCAGUUUCAAGCCAGGCACUAAUAAAGGGAAGAACAAAUGGAACAAUGCGAAACUGCUUUUGGAUGAUGAUAUUGACAUGACUGGGUCUGCGGGAGGUGUGCCAGUACACCGCAAAGGUUUUAGAGGUCGUGGAGGUCGACUUAACUCUCCCGCACCAAGGUCUGGUCAUGGCAUGCCUAGGAAGAAGUUCAUCGCUGGAGUACUUCCGUGGUAUCAGAUUACCAUUCCUCACGGAGCUAAACAUGAAAAGGAUGUUGUAUUACAUGCACUACUGAGUUACUUGUCACCAGACAUCUUUAUCCCGCACUACUACAAGAUUAAUGGCAACGCUGCCAUUUUCUAUGUUGAUGAUGUAAAACUUGCAGAGAAGUUGUUUCAUGCUGAUAGAAAGAUUGUGAUGUCAGAUGGAUUCAAGUUGAUGGUGAUUGUGAGGAAUGCUGUACCCAAUGUCAAUGUUGAUGCUGCUAUGAAAGAAAAGAUGAAGCUGGCCAUGGCUAAGAGAUAUAAUGCUGUGACUAAAGCAUUAGACUUGACAAAAUUUCAUGCUGAUCCAGAUCUGACUGAUUUGUUCUGCGCUCUGUUUCGUCCUGUCAUUAUGCUUGUGGCUAUUGACAUCAUUGCUGAAAACAUUCCUGAUAUUGAGGCGUUGAACCUCAAUGAUAACAAACUUCAUGGUAUUGAACAUCUGAGGUCUCUAGCUACAAAACUGAAGAAUUUGAAGAUUUUAUACAUUGGCGAUAAUAGGAUUCCACACAUUGGUACAUUGGACUCACUGAAGGCACUUCCUCUGGUGGAGCUCUACCUCAAAGGCAAUCCGUUGGUGAACAGGUUUCAGGAUCACGAUAUUUACGUCAGCUCGAUCCGGAAGAAGUUUCCUAAGCUGACCAAACUGGACGGAGCGGAGCUGCCACCAGCCAUCGGCUUCGACGUUCUGGAGAACGUAUCCCUACCAGCUCGGCAACAGUCCUUCCUCGUAGACCCGGCUGGUCAAGGCCUGGUCCGCGAGUUCCUAACUCAGUACUUCGCCAUCUACGACGCUGACUCAAGACAACCAUUACUAGAAGCUUAUCAUGAACACGCUACCAUGUCUAUGGCAGCUAAUUAUCUUACGUGUGAUAAUAGGAAUUAUUCUAAUCAGAGACUAAACUCGUACCUAUCAAACAGUCGCAAUAUAAUGCGCAUCACAGACCCCGAUUCGCGUCGGCGGUAUUUGCGCACGGGCAGGCUCCAGGUCGUGUCGUUCCUCUCUGAUCUACCGAAGACCAAACAUGACUUGAUGGGAUUUGCUGUUGAUUUACUCGUGUAUACUCCAACAAUGAUCCUCCUGACGAUGGACGGCGUUUUCAAAGAAACGGUGACUGCAGGUAACCCGCUGCGCUCGUUCCACCGCACCUUCGUCAUCGUGCCCAACGCCGGCGGCGGCUUCUGUAUCAUCAACGAUAUGUUGUUCAUUACUAAUACGGCUAAGAAACAGGAGGAGCUAGCAUUUUCAUCAGGCGCCGAGCCUACCCCCGCGGUGGCGGCCGCGCCCGGCCCCGCGCCCGAGGCGGUGGCGGCCGCGGCGGCGCCCGCGCAGGACGACAACGCGCAGAAGAUGAUGCUCAACAUGCUGAGCCAGCAAACUGGCAUGAACGAGCACUGGAGCGUCAACUGUCUACAAGAAACUGGUUGGGACUUCCAACGGGCCCUGUUUGUCUUCAACCAACUUAACUCAGAAGGCAAGAUUCCCCCAGACGCGUUCGUCAAGUGAACUUAACAUGACGGGCUAUGCCACUGUAUAUAAGAAGAUUUCACUAUUUUUUUAUUACGAUUUUAACUACUUGUCGGCUGGGAAGUUAUCUCUACAUAAUUUAUAUUCGAAUGCCGUUCCCGCAUUUGUGAACACCUUCGCGGCAUAAGAAACUAGUUACUAUGAGUAUGAGCAUCGAAAAUGUGCAAGAAUUAUCAAGCUCAAAUUGUUUUUAAUAUCAAUAUCAUUCAUUUGAAAGAGGAAGUCAUCAAUCGCAUAGCAUAUUUUUGUGACUCAAGAAAACUGCCAUGAAGAAAGAGAAAAAUGCAGAAAUAACUAUGUUUAUGUUUUUUGACAAAUGCACAUUGCAUUUAAAUUUUUGCCUUGAUGUUGCACAGCAAUUUAUGACUUAUAGAAUGGAUUAAAAAAAGAGAAUCUGUUUUAAAUCUAUACAAAUCUAUAUUAUAUUUAUAACAAACUGCGGACGCAUUUCUGUCAAAUAUCCAUAUCUUAAUAGGUACGUGUGUGACGCAGAAAGUUUUACAAACAAUGUAUGAAGACUUGGAACAUAUAUUUACAAUUCUUUGCUGUUGGAACCUAAAGCACGUCGCGCGGUGGUUCUUUGUAUUAUGACGUUAUACCGCUUCGCCAUACGUGCUUGGGCCCGACUUCCAAAUAUCCUACUCGGAUCUACGAAGUCUACUGAUCCAUUUGUGGAAGCGAGACACACUACACUGGGUAGCUUCAUCUCUCUCCCACGACUGAGUAAGUCCUUAUGAGCUAUUAACAAGUCUUACAAUAUAUUUACGACAAGUCAACAUAGACGGUUCCAUGUCACCCAAUAUCAAUUCAUCAAAUUCGGGAUAUUCUAUUUGUUUGUUUAAUUUUCUAUAUGUAAAACACGUGUAACUAUUGAAAUAUAAUACAGAUUUGUAUCACUAUAAUUCUAGAAAAAAAGGUCAUUGUUAUUCAAAGAACAUGUAAACAUUAGAUUUGAAAGGUAUCCCUUGUAUCGGAAAGGCUUUCUUGUCGUAUCUAAGGUUAACUUGUGUGAUAAGUUGAUAAGACAGACUAGCAAACAAUCACAGCACUUGACCUAAGAUUUGACCGAUAAUAACCAAGUUCUUCGGCUGAUUAGUCUUUUGGAUCCAAGGGAUUAUUUAUAGAUAAUAUUCUAAAGUUGAUGUUUAGAAGAAAAAGAAUUAUGUAGAAUGAUACUUAUUAGUUAUUCAAGUUAUAUUGUAUAUUCAAGUUUCAUGACCUGUCAAAAACAUAAACUAGGCUAAAAUUGUUUUAUGUGUAUCAGAAUGUUGGGAUUAGUAGAAUUUAAAUUUGAUUGUAUGUUUGAAAAAGAUGUAAAUAGUUUUCUGAUGAAUGCACUUUUGUCUGAAUACUUUUCUGUAAUUUUGCCAAGAAGGGCUUUUAAAAACUAGUUUAGAUUUUAGUUUAAUUUUGCCAUUGUAUAAAAUUUAUUAAAAAAAAAACAAAAAAAAAAUCAGCAAGGGAAAAAUAGCCAAAUAAAAGCAAUAACUAUUGAUGUAAUGUAAGUGUAAAGCUAACACGUUUUGUGUUGUAUUUGCAAUAUUGAUGUUUUAUCAAAUAUUUAUGUAUCGUUUUAUAUUGGUGUCAACCAUACACAUAUGCAAACAUAUUUAUAGUAUUUAGUCAUAAAUAUUCGACCUGUAUUUCAUACUUCAACUUGAGUAGUGAGAAGAAAAUUUCAUACAAUGAGUACUAUUAAUAAUUUCACGUGAUUCUGUUAUUUGUACAUAGUAGUUGUUAUAAGUCUUCGUUUGGGGGUCUAUUGGGCCACGGUGUUGGAAAAGUUUGUGCUCAGUUCCUAAAGAAACGGCGGUUUUUCAGUGCUUGAUGUAUUUCUCAAUGUUGGUGUUUGAGGCGACCACAUUGUUAUAUUCAUUCUUGCGUUUGUAUGAGCAGCGCAUUACUGCGGCGGAACCCCGAGUUGUGGUCUUAGUGGGCUAGCCGCAGGGUACAUGGAUAAUUUUCGACAAGAUUACAGACAGCACUUUUCUACUCGCUGGUACGUUGGACGGCCGAACUCGACCCGUGGCCUGAGGGGCGGGGCGUAGGGCCUACGAUAAGGACAUUAAGUUACAUUAAGACUGUUACAAUAGUAAAAUAAUAUACAUAACUUUUUGAUCAUA
Molecule: messenger RNA, 4218 nt
Organism: Trichoplusia ni (cabbage looper)
Lineage: Eukaryota; Metazoa; Arthropoda; Insecta; Lepidoptera; Noctuidae
Gene: sbr
Product: nuclear RNA export factor 1
Exons: 11
Coding region: 236-2074 (612 amino acids)
Biological process (GO): poly(A)+ mRNA export from nucleus
Cellular component (GO): nucleus; cytoplasm
Molecular function (GO): protein binding; RNA binding
Source: RefSeq, a predicted model, not a curated record